Drosophila ficusphila is the source of this 1614-nucleotide messenger RNA. It is a transcript of the gene Cyp6a8, whose product is annotated as cytochrome P450 6a8. Bases 15 to 1535 code for a protein of 506 amino acids. The record is from RefSeq and is a predicted model, not a curated record. Gene Ontology annotation, molecular function: iron ion binding; monooxygenase activity; oxidoreductase activity, acting on paired donors, with incorporation or reduction of molecular oxygen. NCBI's taxonomy places the organism in Eukaryota, Metazoa, Arthropoda, Insecta, Diptera, Drosophilidae. The transcript is spliced from 2 exons.
GCAUCAGUAGCAGCAUGGCUUUAACAUACCUCCUCUUCCAAGUGGCGGUGGCCCUUCUGGCGAUCGUAACUUACUAUCUCCACCGAAAACUGACGUACUUCAAGCGACGGGGAAUUCCUUUCGAGCAACCCCAUCCGAUCAAGGGAAACAUAGCGGAGCUGCAGAAAACUAAGAACUUUCAUCAAGUUCUCCAGGAUCACUACGACAAAUUCCGGGAGAGCAAAGCCCCCUUCGUGGGAUUCUAUCUAUUCCAAAAUCCCGUGGCAUUUGUCCUCGAUCUUGACCUGGCCAAGCAUGUGCUCAUCAAGGACUUCUCCAACUUCUCGGACAAGGGAAUGUUCUACAACGAAAAGGAUGAUCCCAUUUCGGCUCAUCUUUUUAACUUAGAUGGUCCGCAGUGGCGAUUGCUGAGGAACAAACUCUCCUCGACCUUCACCUCGGGCAAAAUGAAGUACAUGUAUCCCACAGUUGUUUCCGUAGCCAACGAAUUCAUGAGUGUAAUGCACGAGAAGGUGUCGAAGGACCCCGUUCUGGACAUUCGCGAUCUGGUUGCCAGAUUUACGGUGGAUGUGAUUGGAACUUGUGCCUUUGGCAUCAAAUGCAACAGUUUACGGGAUGAGAAAGCAGAGUUCCUGCACUUUGGCAAGCGAUCUUUGGUGGAGAAGCGACAUGGCUUAUUCCUGAACGGAUUCAUUCGUAGCUAUCCCCAAUUGGCCAGGAAACUGCGAAUGGUGCGAACGGCCCAGCACAUCACGGACUUCUACGAAAGGAUCGUCAGGGAAACUGUGGCGGUGCGGGAAAAGGAGAACAUCAAGCGGAACGACUUCAUGGACAUGCUCAUCGAAUUGAAAAACCAGAAGGAAAUGACUCUGGAGAAUGGCGAAGUGGUCAAGGGAUUGACCAUCGAGGAAGUCCUGGCCCAGGCCUUUGUGUUCUUCAUUGCCGGCUUUGAGACAUCCUCUUCCACCAUGGGAUACGCUCUCUACGAACUGGCCAAGAAUCCGCAUAUUCAGGACAAGGUAAGAGCUGAGAUCGAGGAGGUUCUGGAGCGAUAUGAUCAGGAGUUUUCCUAUGAGUGCACCAAGGAUCUUAAGUAUCUCAACCAGGUUAUAAAUGAAACCCUAAGACUCUACACCAUUGUACCCAAUUUGGAUCGCAAGGCCGCAAAGCGUUACGUGGUUCCCGGAAAUCCCAAGUUUGUCAUCGAGGCUGGUCAAUCGGUCAUGAUUCCCUCAUCAGCUAUCCACCACGAUCCCAGCAUUUAUCCGGAACCCUACGAGUUCCGUCCUGAUCGAUUCUCCCCCGAAGAAUCUGCCGGACGUCCUUCAGUUGCCUUUUUGCCCUUCGGCGAUGGUCCUCGCAACUGCAUUGGCCUGAGAUUCGGACAGAUGCAGGCCCGAAUCGGACUUGCCCAGCUCAUCAAGAACUUUAAGUUCUCCACCUGCUCGAAAACCCCAAACCCUCUGGUCUACGAUCCAAAGUCAUUUGUACUCGGUAUUAAGGAAGGACUCUAUCUCAAGCUGGAGGCCAUCUAAAAAUAAGUUCACAAGCCAUCGCAUCAAUGCCAAAGUUUAAAGUAUAAUAAAGAUAGUUGUUUAUUUGUUUGUCCCAUAA